AUGUCGAUCGGUCAAAAUCAAGAUGACUUGGCAAAUAGGCUAAACUCGCCUAAAACUUCAACAUCUAAGUCAGUAAACAAAUGGAAAAUCCCACAUUAUUAUAAAAGAUCCAAUGGACAAAACAAUAUCAGCAAAAAUACAGAUAACUGUACAACCAUGGAAAACAGUCAUCAAAGUCCACUAACACCAAAGGCUCCAUUGACACCUGGUUCUAAAAAAAUUCUACUGGAUUCUUCAAAUGGUAGCAGAACUGGUUUGACUAAGACUAAAAAAUCAUCAAAAAAAAGAAAUGGUAAAAUGACUUUCGUCAACUAUACAGUACAAGACUCUCCGCAAACAGAAGAACAGUCAAUUGAAGUACCAAACGAUAUCAAUCCAGGUAUUAUUCCUGAAAAUAUUCAUCAAUUUGAAUCAAAUGACUUGUCUACCGAGUUGACUCCAAAAAAUAGGAGUUCUAGAAAUAGAGUGUUGAAAAUGUUUGGUACAGCAAAACUUCAAUCUCCAAGCUCCAGGAAAAGUAACCCACAACAUUCUGUUAAUCAAGAUAUAAACGCAAAUGAUGCUUAUACAUCAUUUAACCAAGAAAAUAAUAUAGCAACAGCUGUUUUUCCAACAAAAAGCUUUUCAAAUAGAAAUCAAGAGACAGUAAUACAACAUUCCGGAAAUAAACAACAAGGUGUAGAAAGACCAGUCUUGGUCAAAGCACAUACAUCGUCAGCCAUUACAAAAUCAUCAGCGCCUCCGACCUAUAACCAUAGUUCUAAUUAUAUGAUGUACUCACAACCAACAUCAAAAUCAACGAUGGAUCUAAAGGAUGUAGAAUUUGAAUAUAGUAACGAUACGAUAAACCAUCAUGAAAAUUCUGCGCAAUCACUAAUGUCGACUUACAGUACUGAUAAUAUCGAUUUCUCAUUAAGUCAACCUUUUAUGCAUGACUUUGACCAAGAGGUUAAAGAUCAGAAACCACUACACAGUAAUUAUGAAAAUCUUCCUGAAGAAAAUGACGCUUCAGUUGCAUUCAAUAAAAUAUUCACGAGAAAUAGAACAAAUACAAUGAUAUCCCAAUCGUCAUAUUCAUCAACAGCAACGAAUGGCUCUUCGGGGCAAUUAAAUGCUAAUUCAUCGAGUUUUCAACCCAAAAUAACUAACACAUCUUCUAAUUCGGCAAAUCAAUAUCAUGCGAGAUAUUCACCUGGUAGAGCUAUCUCUCCUAUAAGACCAAGAUCUCGAACUUUAACAAAUUCAUUCAACAGGUUAUCCCGUGAUUUAAGUUCUUUUGAAAACAGUGGUAAUUUGAAUUUUAUAAGCGUUCCAGGUAGCGAAUUAAAUAUUAGUGAAAGUUACUUAGACCACAAGAAUGCAUCAAGAAACAAUAGACAUAAAAAACAACAAGCAUCUAUAUCUGAUUUAAUGUUAGAAUCUCAUGGAAUGAGUUUGAAUCAAUAUAACAAUAACCUUACUAACAAUUUAGAGUUUUCUAAUUCUCCUAGAUUAAUCACUAAUAAUUCUGUAUCGUCAUCUGAUUUAAGUGUUUUUGAUCAAACUCUUAUUAAUAGACGAUCGACAUUUCUUAAUGAGAAUGGGAUGAGUAGUACGAUAUUAAUUGGUGGCACCGAAGAAAAAGAUGAGGAUGAAGAUGAAGAAUAUGAGGAAGAAUAUGAGGAAGAAAAAUUACAAGAUAUCCGAUUGAUGAAUAAUGUGCAACCCCAUAUGAACCCAAACAUUACAAUAACAGAAGCCAUUGUGAAUAGUAUGGUGGAUAAUGAUGGUAUUAACCCUAACAUUAGUACUUUCUCCGAUGGUAAUUCUAUUCCUGAUGAAAUGAUUAGCUCAUUAAUGGAUCAAGUUUACAAUGAUGGUGAAAACGGUGAUAAUACUCCGAUGUUAUUUGAUAGCAUAACACCAAUAAAAGGCAUUUCUCGUGAACAACAACAACAACAACAACAACAGCAGCAGCAGCAGCAGCAACAACAACACCAUAAAGAUAUUAUUGAAUCUUUUGCAAAUGGAAACAAUGGUCCCCUCGAAUUAAUCAAUACCGGUAUGGGAUUGAAUAAUGUAAAUGUGAAUCAGGUAGGAAGCAAUGGUAACAAGCAUAUUAAACGAGAAGGAAGCGACCAAUUGCAAGAGAACAUACAACAUUUACAUGCACAGAUAUCUAAUCAGCAUUUUAGCAAUUCGAUCAACUUUGAUAGUUACAAUUAA
Messenger RNA from Tetrapisispora phaffii CBS 4417, 2205 nucleotides. It is a transcript of the gene BCK2, whose product is annotated as Bck2p. Gene Ontology annotation, biological process: regulation of transcription by RNA polymerase II. Bases 1 to 2205 code for a protein of 734 amino acids. Gene Ontology annotation, cellular component: nucleus. The transcript has a single exon. Gene Ontology annotation, molecular function: transcription cis-regulatory region binding. The record is from RefSeq and is a predicted model, not a curated record. Lineage: Eukaryota; Fungi; Ascomycota; Saccharomycetes; Saccharomycetales; Saccharomycetaceae.